AUGAAACCAUUUAUUUUAUGGAUUUUACUACAUAACACCGUUUUUGGUCGAGAUGACUUUAUAUUUGGUUUUAUCAAAGAUUACAUACGAAAUGAAUUGGCCCCGACUGUCUUGGCUUAUGAUUUAUGUUGGAAUGAGGAAAAACAAAUAAGCUUAUAUCGCUUACUUUCUGAAGAUGGAGUCAGAAUAUCAUCAAAAUUAGAUGGUAAUAGUAAACUACUUGAUCAAAAUUUAUUAUUUCUCGUCGAUUUAAAUUGUCCUGCCGCUGAAAAUGCAUUCAAUAUAACAGACCAGUUUCGAUCUCCAUACCGCUGGCUGGUUAUUUAUGAUAACACCAGGAAUGUGGGAAAUGAUAAAAGGAUAAUUGAUCAACUAUGGAACUUGCCACUUUUAACUGACAGUGAUUUUGUUUUGGCCCAAAGAAAGGGCAACGCGCUGUCUCUUAUUGAAUUACACAAGCCAUCCCCAAGCGGCCCUACAUACUCUAAUCCUAGAGGCUUCUACAAUGGUACUCUUAUUGAUACCAGACCUCGCAGGGAAAUGUAUUGGAGACGGCGCGACCUUAUGGGACACCCCCUCACUAUGUCCAACGUCAUUCAGGAUAGUAACACUACAAUACAUCAUUUGGAGGAUCGCUUAAAACUGCAUCACGAUCCAAUAACGAAGUUAUGCUGGAUACACGUUAGUACCGCGUUUGGAAUGUUGAACGCCACGGCCCGAUACGUGUUCAGUUACAGAUGGGGCUAUAUUAAGGACGGCCAGUGGUCGGGAAUGAUCAAUGAUCUUAGGACUGGAAGGGCUGAUAUAGGUACUAACUGCGUACCAAACUCGAAACGUCUCGAAGUGGUGGUUUUUACUGAUUCGAUAGGACAGUUUGAAGUGAAAUUCAUUUUCCGUCAACCGCCCUUAUCGUAUGUGGCUAAUAUAUUCGCAUUACCUUUCUCGAAUUCAGUCUGGAUUGCCAUUGCGUUAUCUAUUUUGGUUUCCACAGCUGCUAUUUACGUUGCUAGUAGAUGGGAAAUAAAGAGAUUGGGUUUUAAUCCAACUCAGCUUGAUGGAAGCGUCGCAGAUGCUUUGCUGUUAACAAUGAGUGCUAUGAGCCAACAAGGAUGCUCCAAAGAACCGAAGGGGCUAUCAGGUCGCAUAAUGCUGUGGGUGAUAUUCGCUGCUCUCAUGGCGCUGUAUGCAGCAUAUGCUGCGCAUAUCGUGGUGCUUCUACAGGCUCCAUCUUCAUCUAUACGGACGUUGGAGCAAUUGGAACAAUCUGGAAUGACCCUUGGCGCCAUUGAUACGGAUUAUAACCGCUUCGUAUUCAGGAUGUUCAAAGAUCCAGUUAAACAAGCGAUAUUCAAAAAGGUUGAACCAGCUAAGGGAAAAUCGCAUUAUUAUAGUCUCAAUGAGGGUGUAAAAAAGAUUAGACAAGGACUCUUCGCAUACCAUUCCAUCCUUGAACCAGUCUACAGGCGCGUAGAAGAAACUUUUUUGGAAACCGAGAAAUGCGAUCUCAUGGAGAUUGAUUAUAUGAAUGCACGCCAUCCCUUUGUACCAAUUUAUAAAAACUCACCUUAUUUAGAACUUCUCAGAGUCGCAUUAAAGCGCAUACGAGAGUCUGGUAUUCAAUCUGCACUACAUCGCCGUUUACAAGUACCGAAACCAAAGUGUUCCGAUAAAAUUUCAUCGUUUAGUAGUGUUGGCCUUUUAAACCUGCGGCCCGUGUUGUGUUUUAUGUUAUAUGGCAUAGUGUUAUCCAUUUUUAUCGCUGUCCUUGAAAAUAUCAUACAUAAAUUGUUAGUAAUUUUUAGCUGA
Messenger RNA from Zerene cesonia (dogface butterfly), 1806 nucleotides. RefSeq names its product ionotropic receptor 75a-like. The record is from RefSeq and is a predicted model, not a curated record. The transcript has 11 exons. Lineage: Eukaryota; Metazoa; Arthropoda; Insecta; Lepidoptera; Pieridae. Bases 1 to 1806 code for a protein of 601 amino acids. Gene Ontology annotation, cellular component: membrane. Gene Ontology annotation, molecular function: ligand-gated monoatomic ion channel activity.